GUUAUCUUUGCGCGCGAGAUUCGGCCGACAUAUUUAGCGGAAAACGGCAAAUUGAACAAUGUAAAAUGUGUCGUGGAAACGCAAAAAUACGCAUUAUCGCGAUUUAUAAUUAAACGACAAUAAACACCGACCGCCGUACCGAUAUUGAAAGUUAUUUUGAACGACUCUUUGUUUCGGGCGUUGUCACUUGUCCUGUAUUCCUGUUAUUAAUUGUCUUUUUCGCUUUCUCAGUUGUACCGCACCGAAUAGAAGUAAAAAAAUCAUCCGAUCAAGAUGCCAAAAAUUAAGAAAAAUGUUAAUGAUGAAAACAAAUGCCCAGAUAAAUUGACGGUCAAAAAAAGAAGUAAACCAGUUUUCAAAUUUGAUAUGAAAACAAUUCUAAAAGAAAGACAAGCUGAGAGUGAAUUUUGGAAAAAAUAUGCUGAAAUUGAUAAAGAGAUGAAAGUUGUAGAUGUUUUGUUUCAAAAAGAAGUGAACAAUACUAUUAACCAAAGUGAUGAUAAACUUGUAUUACCAAAGUUAGGAUAUGUUAUAUUUGACCCCUCUAAGUUUAAUGUAAGCUUUGAAGAGAAUUCUGAUAUAACAAGAUCAUAUUAUUCGCAACAGCUACUUCUAAUGUCAAUUGAGGGAAAAGAACUCGAAGCCAACAUUAUUUUUAAUAAUCUGAUGAAGUCAAAUUGGUCUCCAGUAUUUGAAGAUGUCCAAUGUAUUUUAUCAAACUGGGGAGCUGAUUUGAAUUCAUUGACUAAUAGUACACUAUUAAAGUGUGAAAUAAAUGAUUGCAAGAACUUUGAACGGCACAAUUUUGAAUUGGUAAUGAAAUUCAUAUCUUAUAAUAUAGAGAAAAAUAAUAAGACAUUUAGUGAAGAUGAGCUACUAACAUUGGCACAGUAUAUUGCCAAAAUAUCCUUUGAUCAGUAUUGUGGACAAAUGAUAAAUGUUAUACAACAAUUAUUUAGUGCUUGUAUUGAAACUGCAUUACAAGAAGACGAUGAUGCUUCUAUUAUAACAUUUGCUCAAGGAUUGUACUCGCAAUAUAAUACUAAACUACUUAAAAUGGUUGUUGAUCUAUUCCUCCCUUUAAAAGGAAAGAUAAUGAAAAAAAGUAUAUAGUUAUAUAACAUUCAAACUAUAUAAGUCACUUUUAGAAAGAACCAACAACAUGAGUGCAUUUCCAACUAAUAUUAAAGAAUGGUUUGUUCAAGACUUAGUGGAUAAAGAUUUUUUCAAUAGACGACCAAAAAGAAUAUUAUACCGUCUUAUUCGGCUGUUGGAACAUGUCGUCAUUGUUUUUGAUUUGUACAGGGAUGAAAAAAAACUGAGUGAAAUGUAUGACUUUUUGAAUG
Acyrthosiphon pisum (pea aphid) is the source of this 1346-nucleotide messenger RNA. RefSeq lists its product as uncharacterized. NCBI's taxonomy places the organism in Eukaryota, Metazoa, Arthropoda, Insecta, Hemiptera, Aphididae. The transcript is spliced from 4 exons. The record is from RefSeq and is a predicted model, not a curated record. Bases 274 to 1113 code for a protein of 279 amino acids.